GUGUUGUGCGUGUGUUGGCCCAGAGCCAUUUCAGUUAUUGCCAGCUCAACAUAUAGACAACUCCAACAGAUGUUAACGCUGCCAGCCAAGAAAAUCGAGUAAAACGGCCAAAAGUGCAGCUCAAUAAACAGUGAAAAUCGUAAUAAGAAGAUCUGCCCAGUUUUGGCCAUAGAAUGCGACGUGUUUUAUUUGUGGCGCUAAUUGCGCUGGGAUUGGGAGCACUGUGCUCCGUCGAUGCCAACCACCUGCCAGAUGCAGCCAUAAAUAUCAACGAACGCUUCUUCGACGAGGUCAGGGAGCUCAUCAAGCGUCGCAUGGAGAGCAAACCGAUGCCUUUGGCGGGCGAUGAAGUCGCUCUACAGAAUCAACGGAGCUACGACAAUGUGCCAAUUCCAGCGGCAAGUGUUCCAGUUCCUGUGCUCGUGGAGAACUGGCCAACUGAUCAGCAUAGCUUCGGACAAGUGACAGCAGUUUCCGUGGAUCCCGAGGGCAAUCCAGUGAUUUUCCAUCGCGCCGACCGUUACUGGGAUGUUAACACCUUCAACGAGAGCAACAUUUAUUAUCUCAUCGAAUACGGACCCAUCAAAGAGAAGACUAUUUAUGUGCUAGAUCCGAAGACAGGUGCCAUCAAGUCCGGCUGGGGCUCUGAUAUGUUCUACAUGCCACAUGGCAUGACCAUCGAUACACAUGGCAACUACUGGAUAACCGAUGUGGCCAUGCAUCAAGCCUUUAAGUUCAGACCAUUUGAGAGUAAGCCCCAACUUGUGAUUGGCAAGCGAUUCCGACCUGGUGCCUCUGUCAAGCAACUGUGCAAGCCAACUUCCAUAGCUGUGGCCACAACAGGCGAGUUCUUCAUUGCUGAUGGCUACUGUAACAGUCGCAUUCUCAAGUUCAAUGCUGCUGGCAAACUGUUGCGCAGCAUUCCACAGCCACCCGAAUUCCUCUCGUUGCAGGUGCCACAUGCCAUUACUCUAUUGGAACACUUGGACUUACUCUGUAUUGCCGAUCGUGAGAAUAUGCGAGUCGUUUGCCCUAAAGCUGGCCUCAAGUCAUCGCAUGGAGAGGGACAACCAGCAGCCACCAUUCAAGAGCCAGAUCUGGGACGCGUUUUUGGAGUUAGUGGCUAUGGUGAUAUUGUGUUUGCCGUGAAUGGACCCACUUCGAUGUUGCCGGUGCGUGGUUUCACCAUUGAUCCCCGUUCCGAGACAAUCAUUGGCCACUGGGGCGAGUUCAAGAAUCCUCAUUCCAUAGCGGUAAGCGUUAAUGGUUCGGCAUUAUAUGUGACGGAGACGGGCACCAAUCAUCAGACGAAUCGUGUUUGGAAAUACGUUCUGGCUUGAGGUAUUGGUGAUCAACAAACGCGCAAAUACAUAACUCCAAAGGCACUCCCGAGCCGACGACAGGCAUAUCCCCAAAAUAGUGAAUAGUAAUUCCAACUGAAAAUCAGCGAUAUCUCUUCUUUGUAGAGAGAAUCUAGUGAGAGUCUAGUUAACCAAAUCUGCAACCGUAAAACACCAAUAAAUACAAUCGAAAUAGAUACACGCAAAAUUCUAUGUUUAAAAUCAAUAGUAGUAAUUAUUAAUGUACAAUUUAAGUAUGUAAAUUGCUUAACAAACAAAUACCACAACAAACGUAACCUCAAAAUUUAUGUUUUUUGCACUGUAAUGAGCAAAUGGAAUUACAAAGCAGCUUAAAACUAAUAAUAUAACCAUUAACUAGGCACAUAUGUGUACGCGUUCACUUCGGAGUAUUACCAAAAGCGCAAUCAAAAUUAUACAUAACAUAUAUUUACUACUUAAUAGUAAAAUGUAUCAUAUUGUAUCCUGCACAAGUAUAUCUAUGUCUAUGCGUGUAUAUCUAUAUUAUAAUAUAAUAAUCCAUGUAUAUUAUGUAAUAAACUGUU
This is a messenger RNA of Drosophila innubila, 1903 nucleotides long. It is a transcript of the gene Pal2, whose product is annotated as peptidyl-alpha-hydroxyglycine alpha-amidating lyase 2. Lineage: Eukaryota; Metazoa; Arthropoda; Insecta; Diptera; Drosophilidae. Gene Ontology annotation, biological process: peptide metabolic process. The transcript has 7 exons. The coding region runs from base 174 to 1340 and encodes 388 amino acids. Gene Ontology annotation, molecular function: protein binding; catalytic activity. The record is from RefSeq and is a predicted model, not a curated record. Gene Ontology annotation, cellular component: membrane; extracellular region.